Messenger RNA from Phyllopteryx taeniolatus (common seadragon), 4766 nucleotides. It is a transcript of the gene cpap, whose product is annotated as centromere protein J. Gene Ontology annotation, molecular function: tubulin binding. NCBI's taxonomy places the organism in Eukaryota, Metazoa, Chordata, Actinopteri, Syngnathiformes, Syngnathidae. The record is from RefSeq and is a predicted model, not a curated record. Gene Ontology annotation, cellular component: centrosome; nucleus; centriole. Gene Ontology annotation, biological process: centriole elongation; cilium assembly.
UCGUAUGAACUAAAAAGUGUGGCUGACAUUUCAUGAAUCUCUUUGCAGUCACUCAGGUCAUAGGUCGCUAGACAGACAGGCAGAUAGAUAGAUCGAUCGAUAGAGAGAUCAGUGUUCCUCAAUCAAACGUACACUUCACUCUCCACCCAGCCGGUGGCGCUGUCGACUUGACAUCGGCAUCGAACGACUUCCGCCUCUGUUGGCUCCUAAUGUGUACGUCACCUCGCGGGCUUUGUUUUGAUAUGGCGGCAAGUUCGUAUAUUUUUUGUUUGUUUAUUUGUUUCCCAUUAUUGGGGUUAAGGGAGUUUUAAAACCAAACUUUUCCACGCCACCGGCACCCCACUCUUCUCUUCGGCAUUGAAGGGGAGCCAAGAAGAGGGCGGCGGCAUCAUGUCCUCUCCCACCGCUGGGCUUCCGUACUCGCCGUCGGACUUUUUAGCCCGCUGGAUGCCGAGCAGCAGCAGGGCCGGUGUGAUUCUGGGCCCUGGGUCUCUGCAAUGUGACUCCCCGGUAGCUUCUGUGCCCCCGGAGCCAGAUGACUUUGCCCCCAUGGCUGCCUCAGUGGACAGCAGCUGCGUGGGGAUGGAGAGCCUCUCCGUGGCAGCUGGAGGCGACGUCUCGCAGGAGGUUUCCGUUAUGAUGAAGCUAGAUCAGCUGAGGAGGUGGCAGCAGCAUCUGGAGGAGCAGCUGAAAGCUGACCAGCUGGAUGAACUCCGUCGCCUCCAGGAGGAGCAGCGGAGCAUCCUGGCUCCCUCCAGUCCCGGACAGAGCCUCUCUAGUCAUCCCUGCGGACUCCAAAAGGAACACCGCCAAAAGGAAGAAGCACUCAUGCGGCUACAAAGUGGUCAAAAUGGUAUCGAAAGGCACGAUGAGGGAGAAGACCUGAGACAUGAUGGCUUUCCCAAGCUGACAGCAAAUAACCACAACAUUCACAACAACAACAGAAACCAUGAUCCUAUGCUACAAGACAGGCCAAUACAGGCAAGCAAGCAGACAUAUGAGGAGUUAUUGGAGGAGCACCUGAGGUUGGAGGAGCAGAGGUUGAAAUCUGCCCAGCAACAGCAGAAUCCAGAUGGAGGGCAGUUGGCGGCACCCCCAAAACGGGCCUUUCUGAGGCGAGGGAAGGGCUUGUCUCGAUAUACCAACAAGGCCUCUGUUCCUAAAGAGGACUCAAACACAGAUCCCAAAACAUCGAGCCAGGCCCUAGUCGUCGCCCACAGCAACUCUGAGCUGACAUGUAUCCAGAAAAGUGCAGCCAAGCGACUUCCUGUCCAGCGUAAAACCGCCACCCUUAACAAGGAGAACUCUCCAAGAGACAAAAAGGACAGAAGGGUUGAGAUUAAAGCAAGCGGGACCAAAGUGUUGGGAUGCUACCAGAGACAAAACACAGGCGGGCAGGUGAACACAAACAAACUGGUGGAGGAGAGUCAGCCUGCGACAAAGCAGGCCGGCGUGCAGGCAGCGUCGCCAGAAGUCUCACGGGAAUUGCUGGAGAAAGCAGAGAAGCUGCAACACCCAGAGUGCGAGCACCAUCUGGAGAUCAUUGAGCUGGGAGAGUUUGAGCUCCUGGAGCAAAUGGCCGAGGAGCUCUCCUUCUCAUCUAACUCCUCCUUCGUCACCAAGGUUCUGCAGAUGGACUGUGAGAAGCGGAAGCUGCUGGGUGUGGCUGGUCUCCAUCAGAGACGGCUCUCAUCCACACCCAUCAAGUCACCACUGGCCAGAGAGCAGCGGUGCAUCCCUGAAAUUAACGGUGGUGCUGUGAAGAGCCAUGACGAGGAGGAGGAGAACUCUUCAUCAGAGGCGGCCGCCGACGACUUUAAAGGGCCUGAACGAGCAGUCACGCCGCCUGUUUUUCCUAUCAGCCUUUGCUUCCCCGUCCCAUCCGAGCCGCCAUACGACAAGCGCUCCUACCAGGAUGAUGACUGUGAGAGUGACAUCGUUGUCAGCAGCAUUGAGGACGACAACUCCACGCUGGAGGACAACAAAGAUGUGACGGCGGGCCGAGUCAUGUUUGCCGAUGACAAUACAUGGAACGACAUGGACGACACGGCGGUCAGCGCUGAACCCGUUUCUACAGAAACAGCCAAUCAAGAGCCAGACGCUGCUCCUAUUCCGGCGCCGCCUCCUCCUCCCUCCUCCAAACUCAUGAUGAAACUGGUCCCCGUGCUCAAGCCAAAGACACCUAAUGCACCUCUCCCUCCACCUGAUUUCUCCUCAAUUUACACACCUGACAAGGUGGACGACAAGACGGGGCAGCAGGUACAGUCCACACAGUUGAGGGAGCGACUGGUGGAGCUGGAACUCGAGAUUGAGCGUUUCAAGAAGGAGAAUGCGGCGCUGGCCAAACUCCGACAGGAGAACGAGAAGAACCAGGAAAACCUCAGGAAGGAGCGGUUGGCCUGGGAGCAGCAGCAAGCCGAGCAGAUGGCUCACUUUGAGGAGUACAAGAAGGAAGAAACCAGGAAACUUCAGCGCGAACGAAAACUCUUUGAGAAACACGCCACGGCUGCACGAGCUGUGCCCGACAAAAAGGAACGCGAGGAGAUACAGGCUCUGAAGCAGCAGCUGAGCUCCAUGCAGGAGGAUCUGCGGAAGAAGGAGAGUCGCUGGUCAGCCACUCACAAUCGCCUUCGCCAACAGAUCGACUCGCUUGGCCAGGAAAAUAACGAGCUGAGAGAUGAGGUGCGCAUACUGGAGAAACUUCGUCUGAGUGUUUUGAAGAACUCUUUCGACUCAGAAAAAGAUGUAAAAAAUGUGCCUCCUGUUAUCAAAGGGGUUACAUUUGCUAAUCCUCUGGACUCCAGCGGGAGUGCCAGCCCUCCACAGGGCACCACUGCAGCGCCCAUCAGCGGCAACACCAUUGCACACGCGAGUAAAGGGAUGAAGAGCAGCCUGAGAAAGCCAACCUCCUCCUCAUCAUCAUUACGCAGACAAAUGUCAGAGGAAAAGCAAAUGGCUGCCACAGAGAAAUCUCCAAAUGAACAAUGUUCCGAGAGCUGCUCACCGAUUUUAAGAGAGUCAAAUGAAGCAGAGAGCACUAAGACUGAAUCUGUUCAGGAAGUCAUCACACAUCCUGAUGGCAAGGUGGAGAAGGUCCUGGCGAGUGGCAACCGCGUCUUCGUGUUCCCCAACGGGACCACGAAGGAGGUGUCAUGUGACGGCGUGGCUGUCAAAUUCAAGUUUUUCAACGGUGAUAUCAAAGAGGUGAUGGCCGACCACAGGGUGUUGUACUACUACGCCGACACCAGGGCAACACAGAUCACAUACCCGGACGGCAUGGAGGUCCUGCACUUCCCCGACAACCAGAUGGAGAAACUCUUUCCAGACGGCCGCAAGGAAAUCACGUUUGCAGACCAGACGGUAAAGACGUUUUUCCCAGACGGCAGCGAGGAGAGCGUCCUGACAGACGGAACUGUAGUGCAACUCAAAACGGACGGCACCCAGGAGAUCCAUUUCAACACAGGCCACAAGGAGGUGCACACGGCUGACUACAAGAGCCGAGAGUACCCCGACGGCACGGUUAAGACCAUCUAUGCCGAUGGACGGCAGGAGACGCGAUACCCCGGAGGAUGGCUGCGCAUCAAAGACAAGCAUGGAAACUUGCUCACGGAAGCGCUGCCGUGGACGGGCCACAAGUAGUGUACUGUAUGAAACGCAACCAAACACAAGGAGUCUUUUCUAUUCAUUUAUCCAAGUUUGGCCCUUCAGCAAGGAGAGACACUGGUAGGAUAUAUAUUUUUUUUAAAGUGAGCAAUUAUGUUGUAAUGUUGAAGAAUAAACUCUUACUAUUACAAGAAAACAAAUUCUAACGUUAAGAGAAUCAAGUCUGUUUAAAAAAAAAAAUACAUUUGUAAAAAGUGAAUGUCAAAAUUUGUGUAAAAUGUUUUUUGUUGUAAUGUUACAUUUUUGUAGUAGUACAACCUAAUUCUCUUAUGGCCUUAUUCAUGUUAAAGUGCAACUUUAUACUGAUUAAAUAACGACUUUACUCUCCUAAAAUAGCAGAUUUCCUCCCAAAAUAUAACGUUUUUGUAAUAUGUACUACAUCAUUCUCACAUUACAACUUUAUUCACGUACUGUAAUGCACGAGCUCAUUCCUAAAAAAUUACGACUUUAUACUCGACUAUUAAGCUUUUAUGCUCUAAAAAUUCUACUUGAAAUAUUGUGUAACAUGAGGACAGUAUUCAAAUGACUGUUUUCUUAAAAUAACAACUUCACUCUUUAAAUACAAUAUUGAAUUUUUACUAUUGAAUGUCUAUUUUUCGAGCAUUACUAUUUUUGUAAAAUUAUCAUUCUGUAGAACUGCUUAAAAUUACAAAUGUUUUUAUGUGAAAGGAUUUUCUCACAAAACUGACUUAUCACGAAUAAUUAUGACUUGAGCCCUGUAAAAUUGUGACCGCUUCGACUUUUUUUUAAUUGUAUGACUUCAUUCAUGUAAAAUUCUGACUUUUCUCUCGUCAUCUGAUGACCAUAUUCGUGUGGUAUAAUACAGUGCACUAUAUAUUUUUUCUUUGACAAUAGCACUCCUUAGUGGCACCUAGCUGGUCUCCUGUUAAAAUCUGUUUUUAAAGUGUUAUAGCUAGCUAGUAUGUAACUUUUGGCGUGUGGAUUAUAGCGUUUUUUAAAUAAUAUAUAAAGUAACCACUUGCUAUACAGCUAAAAGUUUUUUUUACAAUUUUCAAUUAAUGUUCCUGAGUACUACCUUGACUUCUCAAAAUGUGAAGCUAUUUAUUUUUUAGCUGAAUAUUAAAACAAAUGUUUACAGUUCA